AUGCCUGCCUCAGAGAUCGACGAGAUUUUUGCUUCCAAAGGCAAAUCCUCUGCUCCCAAGCCCUCUUCUUCAGCUCCAUCUACAGAUACACCACCAAAGAAGACGAAGAAGAGCGGAAAGAGGAAGCGGGAAGCCAAAGGCGAGACUGAAGUCAGGGACGAAUCGGAGAGCAAAAAAUCUACCAAACGUCGAGUCCCUGAAACCGUCCUCGAUCCUUCCGCUCGCAUAGCUGCCCCUGCCACUAGCAAUAAGUCAACAAAGUUGCAAAAUAUUGCCAGCGACAGUGCCGCAAAGAAAAAGAGUAAAAAGGCCAUAGAGGUCGAGGAUCGCUUCAAAGAUUCAAGGGGCACGGGAUCGAGACGCACAACGGAGGAAGGGUUCGCGAUAUACAAGGAGAGCGAUCUCGGGAUCACAGAACAGGGUGGAAAUACGCCGUUGUGUCCGUUUGAUUGCCAGUGUUGCUUUUAA
Sparassis crispa is the source of this 468-nucleotide messenger RNA. RefSeq lists its product as hypothetical. The record is from RefSeq and is a predicted model, not a curated record. Bases 1 to 468 code for a protein of 155 amino acids. The transcript is spliced from 4 exons. NCBI's taxonomy places the organism in Eukaryota, Fungi, Basidiomycota, Agaricomycetes, Polyporales, Sparassidaceae.